GCUUAUGUAAGAGCUGGUAGUUUUUUCUGCAAGCACAUUCACGUCCUCCACAAGCUUUAGACCAAGUUCCUGCACAACGAAAUGGCAACUAAGUGCUCAGGAUGUGGCCCAGGAUACAAAAGUCCUCUGGAGGCCAUGAAAGGUCCUCGGGAGGAGAUCCUUUACCUGCCCUGUAUUUACCGGAAUACUGAAAUCAAGAAACCUGACUAUCUUGCUACAGUUGAUGUUAAUCCCAGUUCCUCCAAUUAUUGCCAGGUGAUUCAUAGGUUGCCUAUGCCCAACGUGAAUGAUGAACUGCAUCACUCUGGAUGGAAUGCCUGCAGCAGCUGUUUUGAUGAUCCCUCCAAAAAGCGUAAUCGGCUCAUCUUACCGUCCCUGAUCUCCUCCCGCAUCUAUAUUGUUGAUGUAGGGACAGAUCCUCGAGCUCCACAACUUCACAAGACAGUAGAACCUGUGGAGAUGUUCUGGAAGUGUGGCUUAGCCAAUCCUCAUACAUCUCACUGCCUGGGCUCUGGUCAAAUUAUGAUUAGUGCCAUGGGUGACCCCUCAGGAAAUGGCAAGGGUGGCUUUGUGUUGUUGGAUGGGGAGACAUUUGAAAUGAUCGGUAACUGGGAAUUGCCAGGUGAAGCAGCACCCUUUGGUUAUGACUUCUGGUACCAACCACGCCAUAAUGUCAUGAUGAGCACAGAAUGGGGAGCCCCCAAAAAACUUGCCAACGGCUUUAAUCCUGCAGAUGUGGCAGCAGGUCACUAUGGGCAGAGCCUCCACAUAUGGGACUGGUCCACUCACAAGCAUUUGCAGACACUGAAUUUGGGAGAAGAGGGUGCCAUCCCUCUGGAGAUCCGCUUUCUUCAUGACCCUGCUGCAGCUGAGGGCUAUGUCGGCUGUGCACUUCAGGGAACUGUGUUCCGCUUUUACAAGACUCCUAAAGGUGAUUGGGCUGCAGAGAGAGUCAUCAAAGUUCCUAGUAAGAAAGUGGAGGGUUGGGUCCUACCAGAGAUGCCAAGUCUCAUUACUGACAUUUUAAUCUCACUGGAUGACCGAUUCCUGUACUUCAGCAACUGGUUGCAUGGUGACAUUCGACAGUAUGACAUUACUGACAAAAGAAAUCCCCGUAUGGUGGGCCAGAUAUUUCUUGGAGGCAGCAUUCAAAAUGAUGGUCCUGUGAAAGUACUGAAGGACGAAGAACUGGAAAGACAACCUUCUCCACGGAUAGUUAAGGGCAAGCGAAUACCAGGGAGUCCACAGAUGCUUCAGCUGAGCUUGGAUGGGAAAAGGCUUUAUGCAACUACUUCUCUCUACAGUGCAUGGGAUAAACAGUUCUACCCUGAUCUCAUCAAGCGAGGUUCAGUCAUUCUGCAGAUUGAUGUAGACACAGAGAAAGGUGGUUUGACCCUUAAUGAGAAUUUCUUGGUGGAUUUUGGAGAGGAGCCUGAUGGUCCUGCACUUGCUCAUGAGGUCCGGUACCCUGGAGGAGACUGCACCUCUGACAUUUGGUUGUAAAACAUUUUUGCAUCAAAUAUACACUGAUAAGCCAUAACAUUAAAACCACCUCCUUGUUU
Trichomycterus rosablanca is the source of this 1562-nucleotide messenger RNA. RefSeq names its product selenium binding protein 1 (gene selenbp1). Bases 82 to 1503 code for a protein of 473 amino acids. Gene Ontology annotation, molecular function: selenium binding; protein binding. The transcript is spliced from 12 exons. Lineage: Eukaryota; Metazoa; Chordata; Actinopteri; Siluriformes; Trichomycteridae. The record is from RefSeq and is a predicted model, not a curated record.